Messenger RNA from Cajanus cajan (pigeon pea), 3586 nucleotides. The record is from RefSeq and is a predicted model, not a curated record. Lineage: Eukaryota; Viridiplantae; Streptophyta; Magnoliopsida; Fabales; Fabaceae.
UCAGUGUUCCAGAUACAACGCCAGUUGCCGUUACUCUUAAACCCUCUCUCAAACCAAAACCCUUUCUUUCUUCUCUCAUCGCAGUGACACAAUGAAAUGAACACACUCCAACAAUGAUUCAACUUCACCGUAGCUUCUUCUCCACCGCCUCCGUUCCUUCCGCACCCCCUCUCUCUCUCCGCCACUUCAUGUUGCAGUUCAGGGCGCUUCAGACUCCUCCUCUCUCGCCGCACGCCACGUCAGCAAUCGGCGCCACCGUCCAAUGUCGAACGUGUCUCUGUCUUCGCUUCCCUCCCGCGAAGAGCCACUUCGUCAAGUCCACGACGUCGUUUAGCGGCUUCGGGUUUCCGUUCGGUUCGAGCGCCGCGACGCCGUUUGGCGACGCGGUUUUCUCGAAGGGGUUCUCGACGCGCGUGGGGGACGGUGAGCGGAAGAAACGGGCGAAGGCUUUCGCCUUUCGCGGAAAGGCGAAGGACGAGAGUGCGAGCGACGCUGCGUCGUCACGCGCCGCGAGUGGCGAAGAGGACGCGAAAACGGCGAAGAAGAAGACGGUGAAGAAGAAGAAGCAGUCGCGGAGCAAGAAGGUGUCUGCCACUGCCGGUGCAAGCAAUUCGUCGCAAGAGGAUGGUGCUGCGGAAGUUUCUAGAAAAUCUUCGAAAGGGAAGAAGAAGGUUUCGAAGAAGAGUUCGAUUGAGAGUGCUAUUGAAGAAAUACCGGAUAAUUCUGGUACUGUGAAGGACGAGUUGAAGAAGAGAAAUGGGAAUUCUAGUCUGGUUGAAGAGGUGAAACCCCUAUGGAAAUUUAUGCACAAGCCUUUGUAUCCUCCCUCUGGAAAGUCUGUGGUGGUUGUGGAGUCUGUUACAAAGGCAAAGGUUAUUAAGGGAUACCUUGGUGAUAUGUAUGAGGUCUUGCCAAGCUAUGGUCAUGUGAGAGACUUGGCUGCAAGGUCUGGGUCAGUGCGACCUGAUGAGGAUUUUAGUAUGGUGUGGGAGGUUCCAUCGCCUGCCUGGACUCAUCUAAAGAGCAUGAAGGUUGCACUGAGCGGAGCAGAAAACCUUAUUCUUGCAUCAGAUCCUGAUCGGGAGGGAGAGGCUAUUGCUUGGCACAUCCUUGAGAUGUUACAACAACAGGGUGCUCUACAUGAUAAUAUUUCUGUAGCAAGAGUAGUCUUUCACGAAAUAACUGAACGAUCUAUAAAAGGUGCCCUACAAACACCGCGAGACAUUGACAUAAAUUUGGUUCAUGCUUACCUUGCUCGGCGGGCUCUUGAUUACUUGAUUGGGUUUAACAUUUCACCAUUACUAUGGAGGAAGUUACCAGGUUGCCAAUCAGCUGGAAGAGUUCAAUCUGCUGCACUUUCUCUUAUAUGCGAUAGAGAAAUGGAAAUUGAUGAAUUUAAACCGAAGGAGUAUUGGACUGUGGAGGUUCAGUUGAAAAAGAAAGAGCUGGGAUCAAACAAGGAUCUUACUUUUCCUGCUCACUUGACCCAUUUUGAUUCAAAAAAGUUGAAUCAAUUUUCAAUUACUUCCGAUUCUGAGUCAAGAAAUAUUCAAAGCAAUAUAAACUCAGCUGAUUUUCAGGUUGUGGGUUUGAAAAAAAGCAAAAGUCGAAGAAAUCCUCCAACCCCUUAUAUAACAUCGACACUUCAGCAAGAUGCUGCAAACAAGUUGCAUUUCACCGCAAGUCUCACAAUGAAGCUUGCACAGAAGCUCUAUGAGGGAGUUGAACUGUCUGAUGGUGAAGCAGUGGGUCUGAUAACAUAUAUCCGAACUGAUGGACUUCAUAUUUCUGAUGAAGCUGUUGCUAGUAUACGCUCGCUGAUCAUUGAAAGGUAUGGAAAAGAUUUUGUCUCACAAAGUGCACCGAAGUAUUUUAAAAAGGUGAAAAAUGCACAAGAGGCCCAUGAAGCAAUUAGACCAACUGACAUACGCAAGUUACCAUCAAUGCUUGCUGGGGUACUUGAUGAGGAAUCCUUGAAGCUCUACACACUUAUUUGGUCACGAACAGUUUCAUGUCAAAUGGAAUCUGCUGUCUUUGAUCAGAUACAACUUGAUAUUGGAAAUGCUAACAAGUCUAUUAUAUUACGGUCUGCCAGCUCAAGGCUUGAGUUUCCAGGAUACCGGGCAGUGUUUAUGGAUGUUGUUACCAAAGCUGUUCAAGAUAAAGACAUUGAUGGAUACAGUAAUGAUAAAACAUUUGGGGUACUAAAUUCCUUUAAAACAGGGGAUCCAUUACAUGUGGUUCAAGCUGAACCUAAUCAGCAUCAUACACAGCCACCGCCAAGGUACACUGAAGCAUCAUUGGUUAAGAAGCUUGAGGAGCUUGGGAUUGGAAGGCCAUCAACAUAUGCAAUGACGUUAAGAGUUUUACAGGAUAGAAAUUAUCUGACAGUAAAAAGUCGAGUUCUGUCUCCAGAAUUUCGUGGUCGCAUGGUUUCAGCCUUUCUGUCACAACAUUUUUCAGAGGUCACAGACUACAGUUUUACUGCCGAUAUGGAAACUGAGCUUGAUAAUGUCUCUGCUGGAUUAACUGAAUGGAAAGGCCUCCUUAAAGACUAUUGGACACGGUUUAAAUUGUAUUGUGAGCGUACAUCUAAUGUUCAUAUUCAUCAGGUUGAGAAGAUGUUGGAAAAAAAAUUUGGCGAUUAUUUAUUUGCUUCUAUCUCAGAUCAGAGCCGGGUUUGUCCAAGUUGUUUGGAAGGCACACUCAUUUUUAAAGUAAGUAGAUUUGGUGCUGGCUACUUUAUAGGUUGUGAUCAGCAUCCGAGGUGCAAGUACAUUGCUAAAACAUUAUAUGGUACAGAGGAGGAAGAGGAUGCAUCUCAGCCAAACACUAGAAUAGAGGAACCAAAACUCCUAGGUGUAACCAGUGGUUCAAAAGAAAAGGUUCUUUUGAAAACGGGUCCUUAUGGAUUUUAUGUUCAGCUUGGAGAAGACAGGAAGGGAUACACACCUAAAAGAGCCUCUGUGUCUCAUAUCAAGGAUGUGGAUUCUAUCACUCUUGAAGACGCACUUCAGUUGCUUCAAUAUCCAUUGACAUUGGGUAACCAUCCCAAGGAUGGACAUCCUGUCAUAUUAAAGCUUGCAAGAGUUGGGUUUUGUGUUAGACAUCGGUCCACAAUUGCCUCUGUUCCCAAGGAUAUGAAGGCAAGUGAUGUGACCCUGGAAAAAGCCCUUGAAUUUUUGACGGGAAAAGAUGUGAGACGAUCAGGGCGCCCAAAAGGAAAAUCUAAAGCUCAAGAAGUUGAAGUUAUUGAAGCAUUCUGAGUUUUUGUUUAGCGUCAGUGCAGAGAUUUUUCGUGGUUCACUACAUUAAUAUCUGCCUUUUGCCAACCAGUCCCAGAUGAGUCCUGGAAGAUUCUUUUAUGGAGCCAAAUGUAUAUUUAUCAUUGUUCUACAAAUUUUGUUGCGUGUCUUCUGUUUUUUGUUUUUUACCUUAACUGUCUAUAACGUUAGGCCAAUGUGAUAUUUAUUUUAGAUUUAGAUAGAAAUGUGUUAUCUUCCUACGGCUUGAUAUUCGUUUACUUGUAUACUAUUCAGCAAAUUCAAAAGAAAAUCCUUUGUCAGGGUUGAUUAUUGCCUUGUCU